CGCAAGGUUAACACUACCACAGUUAGUACUACCAAACAAAGCUUCAUCAAAAACUUUCCAUCCGCCAUUCGUCCAAUGUGACCCAAGGGAUUGUGUUGAGCAUGAAUACCAGGAGCACCAGCAUCAUUGACAUCAUCGGCAGGAGAGAAUGGGAUCUGGGCCACGGCGCCGUGUCGGAGCGGGCUCUGCACGUUACCGAGUCGCUGAUCCAGCGGCUCGGCCUGCUGAAGGAGCUGGACGGACACACGGGCUGUGUCAACUGCCUCGAGUGGAACCGCGACGGCUCGCUGCUGGUUUCCGGCUCUGAUGACUCCCAGGUGAUCCUGUGGGAACCUUAUCACCAGAAACUGUUGCAGACAAUACCAACUGGUCACAAUGGCAACAUAUUUUCAGUCAAGCUGCUGCCGGCCUCCGAGGAUCGCGUGCUGGCCACGUGCGCCGCCGACUGUCAGAUCAAGGUGCUGGACGUGCCGUUCGGCGAGGUGACGCACCAGUGCAGCUGCCACCAGGGCCGCGUCAAGCGGCUGGCCGUCUCAUCCCACCUGCCCUACCUCGUCUGGUCGGCCGGCGAGGACGGACUAGUCAUGCAGCUGGACCUGCGCGUGAAGCACCAGUGCCGGCCGGCCGGCGGCGGCGGCAGCGUGCUGGUGAACCUGCAGGCGACGGCCGGGCCGGCCAGCGAGGCCAAGUGUGUGGCCGUCAGCCCGGCGCGGCCCGACCUGCUGGCCGUCGGCGCCAACGACCCGUUCGUGCGCGUCUACGACCGGCGCAUGUCACUGGCCGUCACGUAUGUGGCGUACAGCGCCGACGGCUCGCAGCUGCUGGCCAACCUGGGCGGCGAGCAGGUCUACCUGUUCGACGCCAGCCACCCGCGCGCCGAGAACGUGCUGGACCCGGCCGUGCUCAGCAGGCCGGCCGCGACAGAGGAGCCGCGGCCGGCCACGCCCGCGCUGCCGGCGCGGCUGGACGAGCUGCGCCAGGAGGCGAACCGAUGUCACCAGCAGCAGCACUUCUCCCAGGCCAUCCAGCUCAACAGUCGCGCCAUCCGCCUACGCGACAACGUGCCCAACUUCUACUCCAACCGGGCGGCGGCCUUCAUGAAGCGCGCCUGGAACGGCGACAUCUACGCGGCGCUGCGCGACUGCCAGCGCACGCUGGCGCUGCAGCCGGGCCACAUGAAGGCCGGCUUCCGACUCUGCUGGUGCCUGCUGGAGCUGGGCCACCUGCGCGAGGCGGCGCAGGCGGUGACCGCCUUCCGGCGCCGCCACCCGCAGCAGGCGGCCAGCCACGCCGUGCGCAUACUGGAGCGCGACCUCAAGGAGGCGCAGUUUCACCACGCCAUCGACGUCGGCCCGACGGCCGAGCCGCUGCUGAAGCUGGAGUCGGCGCUGGACUCGCCGGCGCUGUCCGAGCAGGAGCGCUGCUGGCGCCGGCUGUCGGCCGACUACCAGUCCCGCUACUGCGGCCACUGCAACACCACCACCGACAUCAAGGAGGCCAACUUCUUCGGCAGGGACGGCCAGUUCAUCCUGGCCGGCUCCGACGACGGCACCUUCUUCAUCUGGGAGCGGCAGACGGCGGCCAUCGUGCGCGUGCUGCGCGGCGACGCCACUAUCGUCAACUGCGUGCAGCCGCACCCGCGCCUCUGCCUACUCGCCUCCAGCGGCAUCGACAGCUGCGUGCGGCUCUGGGGCCCGCUGCCGGAGGGCGCGCCGCAGGAGCGGUGCGUGGCCGACGCCGAGCACGCGGCGCAGGCCAACCAGCAGCGCAUGAACGCCGACCCGAUGGACAUGAUGCUGCUCAACUUCGGCAGCCGCGUGGCCGGGGGGGACGAGGCGCCCGGCCAGGGCAUCCCGUGCCGGACCAGCUAG
This is a messenger RNA of Pollicipes pollicipes, 1871 nucleotides long. RefSeq names its product WD and tetratricopeptide repeats 1 (gene adp). Lineage: Eukaryota; Metazoa; Arthropoda; Thecostraca; Pollicipedomorpha; Pollicipedidae. Gene Ontology annotation, cellular component: Cul4-RING E3 ubiquitin ligase complex; cytoplasm. Gene Ontology annotation, molecular function: protein binding. The record is from RefSeq and is a predicted model, not a curated record. The transcript has 11 exons. Gene Ontology annotation, biological process: negative regulation of fatty acid biosynthetic process. Bases 102 to 1871 code for a protein of 589 amino acids.